This is a messenger RNA of Penicillium roqueforti, 1914 nucleotides long. It is a transcript of the gene cp3, whose product is annotated as carboxypeptidase C PRC1. Gene Ontology annotation, molecular function: serine-type carboxypeptidase activity. The record is from RefSeq and is a predicted model, not a curated record. NCBI's taxonomy places the organism in Eukaryota, Fungi, Ascomycota, Eurotiomycetes, Eurotiales, Aspergillaceae. Gene Ontology annotation, cellular component: fungal-type vacuole. The transcript has 3 exons. Gene Ontology annotation, biological process: proteolysis. Bases 1 to 1914 code for a protein of 637 amino acids.
AUGGGGUCGGGCAGCUUCCUGGGGUCAUCUGAUUGGCCCAGCCCUCUCGUCUUAUCGACUGUCCCCGGCGUCAUCGGCCAAGGGACCUGCUUCUCCUCAUCUCACAAGCCCCAAGGCAUCACCGUCUUGCUUCUUCCAACCCUUCAACUUUGUCUCAAUUAUCAAUCAUCUUGUGGUAUCUUCAAAUUACCCCAAGGUACCCGUUCAUCAUCACCAGCUCAUUACCAUCAUUCUUGCUGUGAAAUCCAAACACAGUACACAAUGAGAGUCCUGUCCGCCACUCUCUUGGUGGGAGCUGCUUCGGCCGCUGCUCCGCCCUUCCAGCAGGUCCUCGGAGCUCACAGGGAGUAUGCGGAGAACGUAGCCCAACAGGGUGCGGAUGCACUCAAGCCCCUGCAGCACCUCCAGGACCAGUUCAAGUCUCUUUCUGGUGAGGCUCGUCAGCUCUGGGAGGAAGUGUCUAACUACUUCCCCGAGUCCAUGGAGAGCGCUCCCUUGCUUUCCCUGCCCAAGAAGCACACCCGCCGCCCUGACUCGCACUGGGAUUACCAUGUCAGUGGCGCUGAAGUCCAAGACAUCUGGGUCUCUAAUGCCGAGGGCGUCAAGGAGCGUGAGGUUGAGGGCAAGCUGGAGGACUACAGCCUCCGUGCCAAGAAGGUUGACCCCAGCGCUCUCGGCAUCGACCCCGGUGUGAAGCAGUACAGUGGUUACCUGGAUGACAACGAGAAUGACAAGCACUUGUUCUACUGGUUCUUCGAGUCUCGCAAUGACCCCAAGAACGACCCCGUUAUCCUGUGGCUGAACGGCGGUCCCGGCUGCUCGUCUCUCACCGGACUUUUCUUGGAACUUGGACCCAGCUCUAUCGGUGCUGAUAUCAAGCCUAUUUACAAUGAUUUCUCGUGGAACAACAAUGCCUCUGUGAUCUUCCUGGACCAGCCCAUCAAUGUCGGCUACUCCUACAGUGGCUCCUCUGUCAGUGACACUGUUGCUGCUGGCAAGGACGUCUAUGCCCUCCUCACAUUGUUCUUCAAGCAAUUCCCCGAGUACGCUGUACAGGACUUCCACAUUGCUGGCGAAUCUUACGCUGGCCACUAUAUUCCUGUCAUGGCUUCGGAGAUUCUCUCCCACAAGAAGCGUAACAUCAACCUCAAGUCUGUUCUCAUUGGUAACGGUCUCACCGACGGUCUUACUCAGUACGAGUACUACCGCCCUAUGGCAUGCGGCGAGGGUGGCUACCCCGCUGUUCUGGAUGAGAGCACCUGCCAGUCCAUGGAUAACUCCCUGGCCCGCUGCCAAAGCAUGAUUCAGUCCUGCUACAACAGCGAGAGCCCCUGGGUUUGUGUCCCGGCCUCCAUCUACUGCAACAACGCCAUGCUUGGUCCCUACCAGCGCACCGGCCAGAAUGUUUACGAUAUUCGCGGCAAGUGUGAGGACGAGAGCAACCUGUGCUACAAGGGUAUGGGCUACGUCAGCGAGUACCUUGGUCAGGAGAGCGUGCGUGAGGCCGUCGGUGCUGAGGUCGAUGGCUACGACUCAUGCAACUUCGACAUUAACCGUAACUUCCUCUUCAACGGCGAUUGGUUCAAGCCUUACCACCGCCUCGUGCCCGGUCUCCUUGAGCAGAUCCCUGUUCUGAUCUACGCUGGUGAUGCUGACUUCAUCUGCAACUGGCUUGGCAACAAGGCCUGGUCCGAGGCUCUUGAGUGGCCUGGCCAGAAGGAGUUCGCUGCCGCCAAGCUUGAGGACCUCAAGAUUGUACAGAACGAGCACGUUGGCAAGAAUAUCGGUCAGAUCAAGUCCCAUGGCAACUUCACCUUCAUGCGUAUCUUCGGUGCUGGCCACAUGGUUCCCAUGGACCAGCCUGAGGCUAGUAUCGAUUUCUUCAACCGCUGGCUCGGUGGUGAGUGGUUCUAA